Durusdinium trenchii is the source of this 1199-nucleotide messenger RNA. The record is from the annotation of a GenBank genome assembly. Lineage: Eukaryota; Dinophyceae; Suessiales; Symbiodiniaceae.
GAGGAAGGACUCUCCAGAUCCACAGUGCCACUCCUACCGCUCCCAUGUCGCGCUGCCUGCGUGCGGCCUUCGACAUCGGCUCGGGCGCGACGAAGCUGAUGGUGGCGGAGGUGGAGAAGGGCAAAGUGAUGAAGGAGCUGUUUGCGAAGGAAAUCCCCGUGUCCUUCGCCAUCGAUUGGAAACAAUCCAGCGACGGCAACUUGAGCGAAGCAAUUCAAGAGGAGGGCCUUUCGGUGCUGCGGCAGCUGGUCGGCGAGUGCGAACGCCUGCGCGUGCCGCGCGAGGCGGCGCGCUGCGCCAUCGCCACGGAGGUCUUCCGUAAGGCUGGCAAUGGCGCCGGCUAUCUGGAAAAGGUCUUGAAAGAGUUGGCCUUGCCGGUGCGCGUCUUGUCGCAGCACGAGGAGGCCGAGGUCGGCUUCCGCACGGCGCUGGCCUUGGCGGACGUGCCGAAUGUCAUCUGUUGGGACUCGGGGGGCGCCAGCUUUCAGAUCACCAUGAGAGGCGACGACGGUCUUCAAGGUCCAAAGCCAGGCAUCUUGACAUCCAGCUCUACCUUCGACCUGCCAGGUUACCUUGGUGGCUUGGGAACCGGGGUCGUGACCUCCAUUUGUGUGGAAGAGGUGCAAAAGAGGACCAUGGCGCCCAAAGUGACGCCCAACCCAGUGGACAGCAAAGCCGCAGACGAGUUGGUGGUGGCGUUGAAAACACGCCUGGAUGUGGUACCCUCCUGGUUGAAGCAAAGCGUCGUCACUGCCAUUGGAGGGCCGAACUCUAUGUUCUGCGUGGCGUUCGAAGCCUUAGGGAAGCGGCAGUACCGCCCCUCAGAGAUCCGCGAAGUCUUGAAGAGUGUGGUGGAUCAGACCGAUGAAGAGCUCUCCUCACGCGCCUUUUGCCAAGGACGGAGUUGCGUGAGCCACCGGGCUACAUUGUACCCAAGAUCGCAUUGCUUUUGGCCGUGAUGGAGCACUGUGAAAUCUCAGAGGUGCACUUUUGCAGCACCAUCGGCUCUUGCCCUGGACUCCUCAUCAGCGAUGAGUAUUUCCAGACGCUGGAAAACGCCUGAGGCAGCAAUUGGUAGUGACACUUACUUUACAGUGGUUUGGGAGAAAAGAUCUCCGGAGUGCCAAGGCUCGGCACUGUUUUGGCUCAAGGCCCGCUCUGCGCCGCUUCUCGUGCGCUCUGCGUCCGCGCAAAACGAA